Molecule: messenger RNA, 2932 nt
Organism: Phoenix dactylifera (date palm)
Lineage: Eukaryota; Viridiplantae; Streptophyta; Magnoliopsida; Arecales; Arecaceae
Source: RefSeq, a predicted model, not a curated record
UCUGUUUUUCUCUUCUUGAUCCUAUCAACUUUUAUGAUCAAAUUUCACUAUCGCUAACCCAUUUCGUCCCACCAUCUUCGGUGAGAGAGGUAUCUUACUCUUCGUAUCGGAGCCUCACCUUCGUUUAUCCAAUCAUGGCCGGCAAAGGAAGCUGUGCCGUGCUUUUUUUUCUCAUGUUCAUAUCCAUGUUUUCAGCUGAAUUCUCUCACUCAACAGACACUCUACUGUCAACCCAAUCCAUGAGAGAUGGACAGAAACUUGUGUCUGCCAACAAUACCUUCGAACUCGGUUUCUUCAGCCCCAACAGUUCGAGCAACCGUUAUCUUGGCAUAUGGUAUCACCAGAUUCCGGAACAGACUAUAGUAUGGACUGCAAAUAGAGACAGUCCGAUCACCGAUACCUCCGGUUUCCUUACGCUCAGCGAUGACGGAGAUCUGAUGAUCUUCGAUGGCAGAGGGAGUUCAUCAACAGUAGCUUCUGGUUCUGGAACAAAUAACACGGCACUCACCAUCUUGGAUUCAGGGAAUCUUGUUCUGAGGGACGCCAAUAAUUUAUCACGGAUCUUCUGGCAGAGUUUUGAUUCUCCUACCGACACUCUCCUCCCUGGCAUGAAGCUUCGUCGGAGGAUUAGGCAAAACCAGUUGCUGACCUCAUGGAAAAGCUUCGACGACCCUGCUUCUGGGGUUUUUUCUUUUGGGAUCGAUCCCAAUGGCACGGCACAACUCUUUUCCUGGCGGGAGGGGAAUAUCUCCUGGGCAAGUGGGGUUUGGAACGGCCGGGAAUUCAGCCUUGCUCCAGACUUAACAGAAUCUAGCAUCAUGAAUUAUGAAUUUGUUACCAACAACGAUGAAUCAUACUUCACAUACCACGUCAAUGAAAGCAUCAUUACAAGGUUUAUAAUAGAUCUUUUAGGGCAAAUCCAGAAAAUGACAUGGCUGGAGGACACUCAAGAAUGGAUCCUGUUCUGGUCUCAGCCAAGAACCCAGUGUGAGGUGUACAAUCGAUGCGGCGCUUUUGGAGUCUGCAAUGACCAAAGGUCGCCCUUCUGCCGCUGCUUGGAGGGCUUUGAGCCAGCGUCUUUGGCAGAUUCGAACAAUGCAGAUUGGAGCCAAGGGUGCAUCAGAAAAACCAGCUUGCAAUGCAACGAGACUGGAGGAGAGAAGGAUGCGUUUCUUGGCAUGGGCCAUAUGAAGUUUCCCGCAGAUCCGGUUGAUUUGUAUAUUGGAAAGCCUGAAGAAUGUAAAAUCGCCUGUUUGAAUAACUGCUCAUGUAAUGCAUAUGAUUUUUCCAAAGGCUGUAAAUUGUGGUACGGGGACCUUAAAAAUCUGCGGGAAAAUGACACGGACAUUGGAGAUGGAACUCUUUAUCUUCGCCUUGCUGCUUCCGAGUUAGCAUCUGGAGGUACAAAGCAAAUGGCUAAUGCUUCCGAGUUAGCAUAUGGAGGGCAAAAGACGAAGAAGAGGCAUCUCUUGAUUAUUAUCACUGUAGCAACAUCUUUCACAUUGUUCAUUUUAUGCUUGCUGGUUUGUUAUCUGAGGAUAAAAAGACGGCGAAGAGGAAUCAAGAGACCGUAUGAGGGGCAACCUUUAUUCACAAUGAGCAAUGACAUAGCAAUUAACCUUGGGGAAAGUGAGGACAAGGGUGGUCCAGAGUUCUCGUUGUUCCAUUUCUCUCGCAUAGCAGAUGCCACGAACAACUUCUCAGCUGAAAAUAAGCUUGGAGAGGGCGGGUUUGGACCAGUGUAUAAGGGCCAACUGCCAGAGGGGCAUGAGAUAGCAGUAAAAAGGCUAGCUGCACACUCAGGACAGGGACUGGUGGAGUUUAAGAACGAAGUUCUUCUUAUAGCCAAGCUUCAGCAUAGAAAUUUAGUGAGGCUUUUGGGUUGCUGCAUGCAAGGAGAAGAGAAGAUAUUGAUCUAUGAAUACAUGCCAAACAAAAGCUUGGACUUCUUCCUGUUUGAUGCGGCCAGAGGAGCACUAUUGGACUGGGGCAGGCGCUUGCACAUCAUUGAAGGGAUUGUUCAAGGCCUUCUUUAUCUUCACAAGCAUUCUAGACUGCGAAUCAUCCAUAGGGAUAUGAAAGCCAGCAACAUUCUCCUGGACGCAGAUAUGAACCCUAAAAUAUCUGAUUUUGGCCUGGCUAGAAUUUUUGCCUCAAAUGAAACCCAAGCAAACACAAACAGAAUAGUUGGCACAUACGGCUACAUGUCUCCAGAGUAUGCUGCAGAGGGUCUUUUCUCUAUCAAGUCUGAUGUUUUUAGCUUUGGAGUCCUGCUUUUAGAGAUUGUAAGUGGAAAAAGAAACGCUGGAUUUCAUCAAUAUGGCAACUCUCUUAACCUCCUAGGAUUUGCAUGGGAGUUAUGGAAAGAGGGUAAAUGGUUGGAGCUUAUAGAUCCAGCAUUAGCUGAUGAGUGUCCCAGACAUGAGAUAUCAAGAUGCAUUCAUGUGGCACUAAUGUGUGUGCAAGAGAACGCCACUGACCGACCCACUAUGUCGGAUGUGGUUUCUAUGCUUGCUAAAGAAAGUUCAGCCUUUCCAGAUCCUAAACAGCCUGGUUUCUUCACUGUUAGAAUUGCAACCGAAGGAGAUUUACCAUCAAAAAUGGACGGAAGCUGUUCUCCAAAUAAUCUAACAAUCACGUUUCCAGAUGGUCGGUAGUACAAUUUCAGUUUUGUAAUUCUAUUACAUCAACCUAAAUGCAAGUGGGAACACCACCAACGAAGAAAAGCUUGAAUGAGUUGCAAAAUCGUAAAUUCCUGAUAAUGAUGGUGCCUGUGUAAUUGUGCGAGUCGCAAGUGAGUCCAUGGUUCAUCAUUGAAGGUUUCAGUUCAAUGUAGGCACAGAUUUCAAAUAUGUGUGUUAUAUCUUGGAAACAAUCUGCUGGAGAUCUUUGCCUAUAGCCUACCUACAAAAGAGAUAAGAAAAAAAAAAUA